Messenger RNA from Agrilus planipennis (emerald ash borer), 1785 nucleotides. RefSeq names its product anillin-like. Gene Ontology annotation, cellular component: actomyosin contractile ring. The transcript has 4 exons. NCBI's taxonomy places the organism in Eukaryota, Metazoa, Arthropoda, Insecta, Coleoptera, Buprestidae. Gene Ontology annotation, biological process: actomyosin contractile ring assembly; mitotic cytokinesis; septin ring organization. The record is from RefSeq and is a predicted model, not a curated record. The coding region runs from base 456 to 1679 and encodes 407 amino acids.
UACGAAUUAAUAAUAAUAAAAUUUAAAUAAUCGAAAAUUGAACAGUAAACAGUCUCAUCUUCAUCCUUUAAUCUUGGAUAAAUACUGUUAUCAAUACAGAAAUUAAAAUUGCAAUAAUAUAAUCAAAUGGAAUAAUAUUUAUUUUGUCUAUUCGAAAAUGAUUUCAUGCAAAGAGAUUACCUGUAUUAGUCCAGACAAAACAAACAACCAUUAGAUUAUUUAAAAUAGGAAAGUGCAAAAUGAAAUAACUUCCAAUAUCAAUACCAAGUACCUACCUUUAGAUAAUCAUUCAUAAAAUCUUUUGUAGCUCAUUUCAAAUGUGCAUUGAUUACAGUUCGUUGUUAUAUGCACAUAUCACAACGUCGUAAAAUUAGUAUUGAAUAGUUUUUUAUUUAAUUUUCGUAAUUAAAUAAUUGUAUACGUUUUGAUUUAUUUAUUAUUUGUACAGCUAGAGGAUGGAAUCCCCUUUAAAUUUAAAAUUUCUUCCCGAAAUUUUGGCUAACUAUGGAGAAAAUAAAGAUUGCCUUAAUACAGCUACAAAACUGGAAAACUUAAACCAACAACUUGUAAUUCAAAAUCAGACCAUAAUGCAAGUUUCAAAAAUUAUCGCACUUUGUAAAACCAGAGAGAAGAAAGUACAGAAGAGCAAGGAGUAUAUCGAAGCUGAAAAAUUGCUACUUUUCCUUACUCAUAGGAAAAAAGCGCUUGUCGAAGAAAUAAAAAAUAUAAUGGAAAAUCAAAGUGAAGAGGAAAACAGCAACUAUUCCGGAUACAUACGCGUAUGGAACUUGAGAUUUUCAAUCAAUAAUUUAAAAGCUCCUGCUGUUUCAAAGAAGCGAAAUCAAUUUGAAAAAUCGUAUGUUUGUAUUUUCACCUGUGGACUCGACGUAAUAUGCUCAGAAAUUCAACGAAAAGACGAUUCAUCUAAACUACAAUUUCAAAAAGAGUUUGAAUUUUUCAAUUUGAAGUCAAACUUCGAAAUAAAAAUGUAUUUGUACUUUUUGGAAACGAAGAAAUCCUGCGCAAAAAGUUCCCAUCAAAACAUGUUCAGGAAGAAACAAUUUCGUCCAAACUUUCGCAAAAUGUUAAAAUGGAACCAUAUUCCGCACUGGUAUGACCUAUCUUCAAUUUACCAAAUAUCAUCGUCGUCUUUUAUUUGUUGUGGUUCUUUUACAUUAAAUUCUACAACUUUAACAAAAAAACAUUUAUCGCCAUUUAAACUGGAUAAUUUUAGUAUAGCAAAUGCUCUAGAUAUAAGUGUAAACAUGGCCAUUAACUCCAUGGUAGAUAUUUACGAAGAACAAUCUGGAUUUGUUACCAUUGGAUAUGAAGUUGGAGGAAGUUUGUCUUGGGAUAGAAUGUGGUGUUACUUAGAAGGAUCAAUUAUCAAACAAAAGAACUAUCCAUGUGAUGAUAGCAUGUUACCGUUUACUCAUAAUAUUGAUCUAGCACUUUGCGUUAAUUCCCGAAUUUGCGAAGCUUGUAGAGAGCUUUGUUCCAAGUCUAAAACGUUAUUGAUAGAAAUAACUCCCAAUGAAAAACUUUCUACUGAAGAAACUAUUUUUGUUAAAUAUUUUUUGUCUUUUGAUACAUUAGCAGACAUGAAAAACUGGAAAAUUAAACUUAACUCGGUGCUUUCCCAUUUACGAAAUUGGAAUUCGAUGAAGUAUACGUUUUGAUUUAUUUAUUAACAUUUAAUGACUUUAAUAUGUAUUAUUGUAAUGUACUUUAAGAAGUUAUUUGCCCUAUAAAUGAUUUAAAAGCCUUUUUAUAUGAUUGUUCAAU